This is a messenger RNA of Porites lobata, 8657 nucleotides long. The record is from the annotation of a GenBank genome assembly. NCBI's taxonomy places the organism in Eukaryota, Metazoa, Cnidaria, Anthozoa, Scleractinia, Poritidae.
AUGUUUUGUAGAUGGACUCGCUGGCGUGAAGUGCAAUCGCAAGAAGUGCACCUCAUCGAGAACAGGUAUUGGAAACCUUCAUUGUCGUUUAACUCGUAAGAGAACAAAAAACAUCGAGGUGGCCAGCCAAUUGUUGAAUUACGCAUAUAUUCGACAGUAUUGUAACCCACUUACAGCUUUAAAUAGCUUACCGUGCGAACACAAUUUGCAUAAACUCAUGCUAAAAUACUUCAUUUGAAAACUUGACACCUCGCACAACCACCACCUAAUUAUAUAUAUUUAUUUAUAAUAAGCCUUAUAAUAAUUAAGCUUAUAAUAAAGCUGGAAACAAGAAAUGAAAAAGGAAGAAAGUAACAAUAAAACAUUCCAAUAUUUUUUCGGGCCGCAAAAUGAACAAGUAGUAAAAGUGGAGUAUUAUUAUUUGAUAAUCUUAAUUCACUUGUCCUUUUGAAUCAUUGACCUGUGUUAUUGCUUUGUUUUGAAAAUAAUAAAAAGUUUUCAUUAGAGCACAAGUGAAACUCAACAUUUAUUAUUAGUCGUGUUCCUGGCCAGGUAUUGAUAGAAACGCUUUUCUACCAUAAGUUAGUAGCCUAAUUCAAAAGGACCAGCAACAGUGUGCAGCAGAGUUCUUUCAAGAAUUUUGCAGGGUACUUGGACACACUGCAAACCGGUACAAGAGUCAAAAUUUAAUUCCUGCAAACUGCAACCUUGCCUUUCUGCGAUCCUUUUUGUUUGAACUGAGGAGUGAAGUAAUGUGUUCAUCAUGUAGCAGUGUCACUUCUGCCACUACAAUGGAAACUAUUCUCCCACUACAUAUCACAGAGGUAUGAGUAAAUGUUAUGAAUAAUUAUAACUUUUUUCAUUUUACACGUCUGAAGACAGUCCCAAAAAAACAUACCUAAGUACACAAAAAAAUUAGUACCAGGCAGACCACAAUAAAAGUCAUUGAUCAUGAUUUUGCUACUUCAACAAAAUAUAAUAAUUAUUUAAAUUAAAAAAGUUGAAUGUCGAAUGUUGACACAAACCUGACAACAGGAAAAUGUAACUUAGGAACCCCAUUUAAAUACCAUGUGAUCCUUUUUGACGCCAGAGCAGUGGUCAGAGCAGUGCUCAAUCUUUUGCUUCCUGGAAAGCGGCUGGAUACGAUAAUAUUCCAAUGUCUAUAAUUAAGGAAUCCAUUCAAAUCAUUUCGGGACCUCUGGCUCACAUUAUGAAUUUAUCGAUCGCUCAUGGCGUUGUACCAGAUCAAAUGAAAAUAGCUCGUGUGGUACCACUGUUUAAAGCUGAUGACCAGUCACUAUUCACCAACUAUAGGCCUGUCUCGGUUCUACCAAGCUUUUCAAAAUUUCUAGAGAGAAUCAUCUAUAAUCGUUUGUAUGAUUAUUUAACUAAUUUACAUAUUCUCUGUGAUAACCAGUUCGGCUUCAGGAAAAACCACUCUACGACGCUUGCCUUGAUUGAUUUGCAUGAAAAAGUUUUUUCUGCUAUUGAUCGUGGUGAAUUAGCGGUUGGUGUCUUCUUAGAUCUCUCGAAAGCUUUCGAUACAGUCAAUCAUUCCAUCUUAUUUGAUAAACUUGAACGCUAUGGUAUACGUGGCUUGGCUCUGAAAUGGAUUAAGAGCUAUUUUUCCAACAGACUUCAAUUUGUAGAAUACAAUGGUUAUGUUUCGUAUCGUGCUAAUAUCAUGUGUGGCGUUCGCCAAGGUUCAAUACUAGGGCCUUUGUUUUUUCUGCUCUACAUCAACGAUAUAAUCAACACGUCAACAAUAUUACAACUGAUAUUAUUUGCCGAUGAUACAAACGUAUUUGUGUCUCACAAGGAUAAAGACUGCCUUACUAAUAUACUGAACGCUGAACUAAAUAAGUUGUCAAUAUGGUUUAGAGCUAACAGGCUUUCAUUAAACUUGAAAAAAACCAAAUUCAUUGCAUUUAAACCAUCCCAAAAGCGUACAGAUCAAACUAUUCAACUUUUAAUUAAUAGUCAAAAAAUUGAUCAAGUAAAAGAAACAGUUUUCCUGGGAGUAAUCAUGGAUGAAAAUUUAAAUUGGAAAUCUGAAAUCUCACAUGUCGCCAAUAAAGUUUCUAAAUGUACAGGAAUUAUUAAUUGGUAAAUCCAGUUUCUAUUUAUCCACGAAAACCUUACGAACACUAUAUUUUUCUCUAGUCUAUCCAUACCUUUUUUACUGCAACUUAGUUUGGGCCUCUACUUACAGAACUAACCUUAUUCGUCUUGAGAUUUUACAGAAACGAGUGAUCAGAACUAUAGCUAAAACCACUUUCGAUGCACAUACUGAUCCAAUCUUUCAAAAUCUUGGUAUCUUAAAAUUUCAUGAUAUAUACUUAAUACAACUAGCCUUAUUCAUGUACUCCUAUCAAAACAAUACUCUACCUUUAAAAUUUCAUUGUAAAUUUACCUUACAAAGUCAAAUUCAUUCGUAUAAUACAAGAAACUCGUGUAAAUUUCUUCUGCCUUUCUGUCGUACUCGAACCAAGCAAUUUUCCGUUUUUUAUCAAGGACCUAAAUUUUACAACACCUUAAGAACAGCUGUCUGUAAGAUUCGAGCUAUAUUAAAAAGGCGCUGCCACACUAUGUCACCGAAUUGGCUAAAAAUUGGCAUGUAGACUUGAUUUGAGGUCUUUAAUAAGGAAUAGGUAAUUUUAGGUUCUAAUUCCUCCUACUUCGGAAAUUAUCGACAUGGCCGGUUUUUGGGUGCCUCGGACCGGCGCCAUAUUGGUUAAUAGAAGCUGCUCUUGAGCCUUCGACUACAACCCUGUCUUCAAAGCUAAUCUUCCUUUGCCAAUAAAGAUUGAAAGAACAAUCCCUCUUUAUUGUAUUUUUAGAAACUACUUCGAAAUUGAUAAAGUUUUCGCAACGAUCAAUUAAACUUUUGGUGGGUAUACUUUUUGAAUUUUUUACACCCGCAAAAUUAACAGAAUUUUAAAGGCGUAUAUCUCUUUUGCCACAUCGCAUUGAAGCUUGCCAAUCUUCCUGAAUACUCACUGUUUGUAGUUAAAUCGAGUUCAUUAAUAAAAAAAUUGGGCAAAUUUAACGGAGCAGAAACAAAAGUAAUGAAUAGAAGACUGUUCUAGCGACUUUGUCAAUAAUCUGUACACCGAAUACUCGCCAGGUGUUGCCAAAAUUACAAUCGAUAAUAGAGUUUCUGUCAUUAAAUCUGAGUGAUCUGUGUAAUAAAAUUAGCCUCUGUAAUAUAAUCGAUAACUCUGCUGCGAAAAACAGUAUAAAAAAAGGCAGAUUGUAUAAGGAAAAGGAAAAUGAAUUUGUUAUGUUUAUGCUAUGACGCGUAAACAAAAUUGAACCAUCACAGUCGAACUGGAAUUUUCCUGAUUUUCCUCCAGUUCCCUUACCAAAACCAGAGCUUUUAAAAUUAACCAUAGUAAUGAAAAUUGAGAUGUAUUACCUUACUCGACGACAAAGUUGCCAGUUUCCACCUUGAUCGAAAAAAAGUAAUAUUUUCCCACGCAUAUCGCGGGUCGUCAGGUUCCUUGCCUGGCGUUACAACUCACUUGAAACCGCCUGGUUUCAAACAACUGAACUGAAGAAUCCGUGAAAAUCUUAGCCAGGCAAUAAAUAAUGGAAGUUGAUAUAAGUUAUCAUUAUUAGUGAGCGAGGAUCGAUGCGAUGAUAGUUCCAGCUACAUGUGUUUACAGCGUUGGAAGAUUUACUCAAAACUCAUGAGACAUGAGCCCUUGAAAUAAACAUCAUUACAUCCGGUUUUAAAAAUUGGUCGUUGGCAAAGUAAUGAAUAGACUCAUUCUACCUUGUACACAAUUAACAACGGUUCCGUGUACAAUUUUCCGGUAUUUUGUCUCAAUCACGAAGCCCGUUUUGAGGAGAUUCUUGAUAAACAGAAAAAUUGGUUUGGAAGGGGUUAAGAAGAAUGAGGGAUGAGCCCGGGACAGCAAAAACCACAGUCACCCCACCGAAGGGCUUUAAAACUGUGCGCAAAUGCUUCACCCUAGGGACAAUUCCAGAUUUUUGUUUCCUUGAAAAAGCUUAAAAUCGCUAGACAAUGCAUGGACAACUCAAGACAGUCCUUAUUCAAAAUAAAGUAAACAGCAAAGAAAAUUCAGUUAGAGACCAGAGUGUUUAUCCGAUAUCGCGAACAGUAAGGAGUGAUUGAAGAUGUGUCUGCAGUUUAAGGUAAAAUCAUUUACCAUGCUCACGGACCUUUCGACAACAUAAGUGUACCGAUUGACGUAAUAUCAGUGGUAAAAAACGAACGCUUUUUACUGUAGGACGAUGACGUCAUCAUACAAAAGGCGUCUUCACUCUGGCAUCCAGAAUUUCAAACAGUCAAAAAACCUAAUUUUCUCUGCUCGUCAAAUGAAAAACGCCUCUGAGGGCAAGUAGUGGUAAUGUGCUUGUUAGUAAGACGUCCAACAUAAGGAGACAUUCAUAAUCAACUCGGUUAAUGCAUUGAUAAAGGGAAACUUUCUCCUUUACCCUUAGGGACAGAGUUCAAAGGCGCAAAAGAUUUUUAGUUCAGCUCUAGCAUGUGUUGUCUAGCGAUUUGCCUUGGGCUUCUCUAAAUUUUCCAGAUCAAACAAGCUGUGCCCAUCGUACAUAAUCUUGUCUGGGCUCCCUUGAAAAAUUGCAAUUCAUCAGAUGCCUUCAAGUUCAUCCUCCGCCGCGACAACUUCGUGAUCUAUUUUAAUGGGUGGUUUUCUGGAACUAUCCUAUGGCUUGUCCUUUCUGGUCGUCACUAUAGUAGCGAACAUGUUUCAAUUUCUCUCCAGCAAAAGUCUCUAUCAGGAGCGUAGCCAGGACUUUCCAGGUGUGCGGAAAAUUUCCAAAACUUACCCUAACAUCUUACUCAGUUCUCUCGCAACGUUUCCCCACUACAUUUGCUAAUUCUGUUAACUAGGUGAGGUUAUGCGUGGAUGAAAUGGCACUUGCAAUCGGUGAGAAAAUUAGGUUAGACACUUUACCCUCAAGGACGACUCUCACGUUUUGCUGAUACUUUCUACCUUAGAAGAGAUCAGUGAAGCUUUGCCUUCCCCACUCCGUGUAAAAAAAUGUCGUUCGGCUGUUCAAACUACUUUUAGAAAACAACAAACUUCCCAACUUUAAUUUUUAAUAAAGGUAUAGGGGUAGGAAUCCAAAUUGUUUUGGAGUAUUUCACUGAUUUUAACACGAUGAUUGUAAAGUAGUGUCUAGUGAGUACAGGGGCUAAUGCCCCAUCGUAAAAAUCUGAAAUUGAAAACAAAAAUCUUGUAUAACCGAGUAGUACACAAUUUUAGUUAUUUUAUUGAGUUGUGCAAAAUCACAAAUUUGUUUCUUCUUGAAUGUGUUAUACUCUCAUCCAUUCAGUCUUUCCGAUAUGCCCGUCGGAUAGCAGAAGUUAACGUAAAUGAUCGAUUACCUGAAAAGAAGCUACCAUCCUAACUUUCCACCUUCGGGUCUUUUCCCUAGCCAUAAUUUUUUUCCCUCAAGGAAUUUUUCUCUGUUUUACAUAAUAACUGGUCUUGAAUUCAGCUUAUCGAUUUUGAGAGCCUAGUCCUAUGCCGUAUUCUGAUGCGAUCUACUAUAUGUAGCUUUCCCCCCAUCUAACAGCUCCUUACUGAACAAAAACGGCUUUAAUUGAGUCUAUCCAAAGAACUAGCCAAUAUUUUUCCAGCGGUAAGCACAAUGUUCCUAAUUCCCCCUAGUCCCCUUUUUAGACGCUUUCAUGUGCAUCAGGUGUUAAAUUUUCUUUUCAUAAGCUACAAUGCUCAUAAUCACGCAUUCUGAUGUCAUUUAUGCUUAAAAAAUUAAAAAUUAGUUUAUCGAAGAAAGAGUAAAUUAAAGGUGUCAUGAGGCGUUUGUGAUUUCAUGAACUAUUUGACGCGGUCCUUUUCUUACGGCUUAUGUCCGUUGGUGAAAUCGCUACUUGGGUUUUCUUGGAUUGAAAAGGGCGGGCUCUUUCUAAACGUGGCGUUGUUUAUGGGACCUUAGUAUUCAGAACAGAAUCAGUCGAUGGCAAACAACAAAAAGGCUUUUAUGUGGUAAGUUACAGUGAUGAACCUUGCCUCGAGAUGGCCAUAUUUUUGUACAUACCUUCAUGCAAUUCAGUGUUGGUCUGAAAAUUUUUUGUUAUGGAUGGGGGGAGAGAUCAGAACAUGCAUCUCGUGUUGUUUACGAGACAUUAAAGUAAUGAAAACUGUUAAACAGUCUUCUACAAAUCAAAAUAGUUGCAAAUGCUUACGGGAGGCCCUAACUAUAUGAUGAUAAGAAGGGCUAUAUUUGGAAAGGUGCAUGGUCGUGGAGUUAAGGAGAUUUGACUAAUCAACCAAUUUCCCGCUAAACAUAAGGGCGUGGCCAGUGGCCCCAAAAUUGUGUUCGCUCGCCCCGGGCUGGCUCGACUUUUGGGAUACGGUUAUGGGGUUAUAAACAAUGAGUUCAUCAUCUAUAUAGCCUACUCGCCCCAAGUGACUGCAUUUCGCUUUUCAGAGACCCAUCAGUUACUGUAUGACCUUCUCCGAUCAGAUUUUAUGUCCGUGGUACUGGUGGUGAGGUCAGUCUACAAGCAGAGUCGUGAAAAACACCGCCACUUGAGCCUUUACGUUCAAAACAUUCCUGGCUAUCGGGAAAAAAAGGAGCUUUUAAAAAUACUAAAUAAAAUGUCAUUUCAAAUAUCACUUUGUCACCGUUCGAAAAUUAUUGUGAAUCAGACCGAAUGAAAGUUCACUCAAAGAGGGGGAGGGGGGAGGGGGGUUGGUAGUUCUUAACAGUUCCAGUUAGCUAGAAAAUUAAAAGUUACGAAAAAAUAGUGGGCGAACUGCAGAAUACAUGCAAGAAUGAGAAAGAAAAUAGAAAACAACUUCCUGUUCAAAUUCGGGUGAAACGUUUAAUAACGUCAAGAAGACUGAACUUGAUUGAGGUUGUUCAUUUCAGUUCCGUUCCAGCGUGCAGUUCCUUGUCCUCCUAAAAAUAGCUUCGUCUCCCACCGAUCAUUCCAUGUCAUAUUUUGCGGACUUAUUAUUCAGUAAUGACGGUACGAUCAGGUAAUUUGACUUGAUGAGUUCUAUAAUUUCAUUUCAUGUACUAGUUUUAUAUCUUACGCAGGAAAGAUCUGCCAAACAGUGUACAUUAGCAAAGGUAGGUUCCUGUUUACACGUGUAAUUAUCGAAUACCAUACAAUUUGCAUAAAGCUACAGUGCAAGGUUGGUUUUUCUAGCCUUUUGAUUAAAAUUGACAACGUUUGCGUUAUCUUUGCCUAAGAAAAUAUGUAAUUUGUAGCUGUAUACAGCGAAAUACUACAGAGAAAAUUGUAACUGUGCAGUACACGAGCGGCUCCCGAUUGGUCUGAGGAAUUGAAGAGCGAACUUGAGCUAGUACCGUGUGUAACAAAAUUUAUAAUUUUCAUUUUAGCGCAUAUUUCAAGCUCUUCGCAAGAUCAGAAUCAAAAGAUCAUCUGUUUACAUUACAAGGGAGGGUUUUUUAAGCGAUAGAUAGGGUUUAAGAGGCACGAUCAAUUUUUAAAGAAUUUUCUUUUCAAAUAUUCACCGAAUUUUGUUUUGAAGUUUUAGCGGCCAAGUGGCUGAACCACUGCGCAUUCAUGCAAUCAUAUUUCUGUUCCGUUGCAUUUGCCCAAUUAUUUUAUUCAAAAAUCUAACUUAGCUAUAAACAAACUAUGUUUAGUUAAAAUGGCUUAGUCUAAAUCGAUGUGGCAUGGGUGAUAUUGGCCUUCCAAUUUCUACCAAAUUUGUGUACCGUUUAAGUACCGAAAAAGUGCUAUGAGAAGUUAUAGCCGUUCGUAGCUCAGGCUUAACCAUUUUCAGAUAAGAGUAGGUAAAUGAAAGGAGGAAGGAUAGUUCUUUGCAACUGUAUGAGUCACGAUUAAGUUAUUUUCAUGAUAAGGCUAGAAAUAAUUACUGUAAAUCUCCUUCAGUUCACCAACAUGGCGGCCGCUCGAGGCCUCGUCAAAACUGUCAUUCCUGUAUCUUUGAAACCAACGAGAAUUCGAACCUUAGAAUAUGCAUUCAGUAUUUAGGACACCAUUCUAAGACUACAUGCCAAAAAUCAGCCAAAUCGAUGAGGUACCGUGUCAGGCCUAAGUUCGAAUUUUACAGAAAAUCACUGUUAAACACCAACAUCAUCAACGCUUCCUCACCUUUCUCCUUUAAAAGAGCACUUAAGGCAUUUAUUUGUAAUAAUUAUUAGUAUACUUUGUAAACUUCCGUAAUAUUGAUUAGUUUAAUUAUUCACCUGAUGUUACAUUGUACCCGUCGCCGUAAUUUUUAUGCCAUCUUCGAAAAAUUGUAAUCGAGGAGGCCUAAUUAACAUAAGCUCUAUAGUUUCUUUUGGGCCUCCUCGCCAUCUCUUCCUACAUUUUUUUUUUUUUUUUUUUUUUUUUUUUGGCAUCUUUAAGUAAUUAUUGUAAUUGUGUUGGCAAAUAAAUAAAAUACCUAAAUACCUAAAUACCUCUAUCAUUGUGCAUUCAGAUUGUAAGAUUUCUAAAUGAUGGUAAAAAAGCUUGGCAACUUGAUAGAUUACAAGGAGAAAGUUUUUUUUUUCCGGAACACCAUAACUCUUCAGACAAAGGAAACACAGCAACUGAUGUCUCAUAUCAACUGAAAGCUGUCAUUGUCCAUGAAGGCACCAAGAUUUCCUCUGGUCAUUACAUUUGUUACUUCAAAAGAGGAGACCAGUGGUAU